AUGGCGGCAGUCGACUGUAUGUCGAUGGCUUCGCGCCAUCACCCUCACCACCCAUACAACCAGCAACAAACGCGGGACCGCCGCUCGAGUUAUAGCAGCUUUGGCAGCAAUAACCCAUAUGCUUACUACAUGUCGCCGGCGUCCUCAAUCUAUGCGCCGUCCCGCCGGUCCAUCUCGGAAUCCAUCCCCACCGUCCCCAUCGAGUCCCUCUGGUGGUCCGGCGCUCCCGAACACCAACCGGUGAACCCGAAGCCCCGGCGAGACGAGUCGGUUUCGCGACGACGUCGGCCGCGCCAUGCCUACUCGAGACUUUCGCGACUGGUCAACCCGGAUAUCAUUGAUGAGUUGGACGAUGUCACUGCCUACUCGUAUCAUCAUGAGGGGCCUUACGAUGCGGUCUGCCCGGAACGAAAUCGCGUCAGCCAGCACAGUCCCCUCGAGGCUGUGAGGGAGUCGAAUGAAGAAGCCCUUCGCGCAACCCCACGAGAUAAAAUCAUCGACUCUUUGCAUAGCCAUCGCCCUCUUGACGGCACGGCCUUCUUCCCUCCCGGAACUGCGGACCGGGAUGGCCAUGUCUAUGACUACGAAGAAGGGAUCAAUAUGAUGAAUGAUUUCGGGAACUUCAUGCGUCUGCCUGGAAAUAGAUAUACCGACAAGGACUUUGAGAAUGACCCUUUCUACACCCAACCGAUCACCAACCCAUUCACUCAACUUAAGAAGAAACUGAGUCUUCGUCGGAGCAAAACGCGUCGGAGCACGGCCUGA
Molecule: messenger RNA, 765 nt
Organism: Penicillium macrosclerotiorum
Lineage: Eukaryota; Fungi; Ascomycota; Eurotiomycetes; Eurotiales; Aspergillaceae
Exons: 2
Coding region: 1-765 (254 amino acids)
Cellular component (GO): cytoplasm
Source: RefSeq, a predicted model, not a curated record